AGCCCGGCACGGAUUUGGAUAGUCCCUCUGUCCUCCACACCGUGUUCCUGGGGAGCAAGACAGGGCCCCCUGGGUGGCACCGUGGGACCCGGGGGGCAUCUGGCAGGUGUGAAGCAUGUGCCCGUGAGCAGGCUCGAAGGCGUGGCGGGCACGAUGGGGAUGACCAGGGUGAGGGCGACCAGAGGAGGUCCCGAGCCCACCCGAGGGCCUCGGCUCACUAACCCUAACCCCAACCUUGAGCUGUCCGGAGCACACCACGGGAGGUACAGGUCCAUAGGCCCCGCCCCUUGCUAAGGCCCCGCCCCAGGGAGAAGCCCAGUCAGGCCAUUCAGAACCAGGUGUCUGUAGCCAAGAAUCUGGGCGACCGAACCGGAUCUUUGGGAAAACCCUGAAGCUCAGCGCGGAGGCUUCUGGGGAAUAAAGUUUUCAUCCAGCGCUGCGGCCCCUCUCGCGCAUGCGCCGGGCUUCGCCUCGCAGCGAGGGGCGGGGUUUGCCAGGCUAAGUGGAUGCUUGCUUAAGCGCCUACGCAAGGAGCCUUGUUGGCCCGCCUCCGAAAUCCCGGGUCUGCAGACCCACUUUUCCUCAGAGGCUGGGACUUGGGGUCGAGUGUCCGGGUCGGUCUACCCAGCUCCACGCAGGCCACCCGGGUCACCGUGGGGUGCGGCCACGUCCAAUUUGGUCCUGCCUUCCUCCUGCUUCCCGGGGAGCGAGGACUGUGCAUGCGGAGCCCAGGCCGAUGCUGCUUUGCCGGUCACGGUCACACUGGGGAACCCACGGGCACCAGGCCGGGCCCGGUACUUGCUCCCUCUGUCACUCCAUGGCGACCCCGCGAGGGUGCCAGGCCAAGGAUGGGGCGCAGGGCCCGGAGCGUUGCCCCUGCCCCACCUCCCCUGGAAAGGACGCUUGAGACAGAAGCCCACCAGGCCAAUUCUGGGAUCAGAGAUGUACUCACAAAGGUGUACCAAUCAUUUUUUAUUAUUUAGGAAAGUGCCCAUCACCCUGGCCUCUGAGAUGAAGCGGGGACAGGGAGGAGCUCUGCCCUGCUCUGCCCUGCGAGGGCCUUGUGCAGUGUUGGGGUGAGCAGGACCUGUGGAAUCCGGGGCUUGGUCCCACUUCCUUCCUGGGGCCAUGACCCAGGUCCUCCUCCCUGAGCCACAGCCUGGGUUCGUGGUCACUGAGUCACCUAGCUCGGCAGCACCCCUCACAGCCCAGACUGUGGCUGCCACCCACCUGAGGAGAGGGAGGGCCAGGUGCUGUGUGCCCCAUAGCUGGGGCCACCUGAUCUCAGGAACCCCAGCCUCGAGUCCCGCCCCAGGGCCACACCCUUCCCUAGGAGGGAAAAGGUGGCUGCUCGCUCCGCACACAGACACUGGGAGGACCGGGAGCACACAGACACUGGGAGGACCGGGAGGACAGACGCCUCCACUGCCGCUGCUGCCUGGCCAUGGACCCCCACGAGAUGGUUGUCAAGAACCCAUACACCCACAUCAGCAUCCCCCGGGCUCAUUUGCGGCCAGACGUGGGGCAGCAGUUAGAGGAGGCCCCCUCGUCCUCAUCCUCGGAGACUCAGCCUCUGCCCACAGCAACCUGCACCCUAGAGCCAGCUCGAGUCCUGCAGCCCACUGAGGCUGAAGUGCCCAAGGGGGCCAAGGGGGCUAAGGGGGCUGCGUCCAGCCAGAGCCAACAGUCCUGGGAGCAGCCCUGCAAUCCCUACAGCAGUGGGCAGCGCCCGGCAGGACUGACCUAUGCCGGCCGGCCACCCAUGGGACGAGGUGAUGACAUCGCCCACCACUGCUGCUGCUGCCCCUGCUGCUCCUGCUGCCAUUGCCCACCAUUCUGCCGCUGUCACCGUUGCUGCUGUGUCAUCCUCUAGCCCACCCACUGGACAUUAGAGACAGCCAUUGUCAACAACGGACUUCGACCACUUCCUGCCCUGGACAGGGACUCUGCCCACCUGGCGAGCCAUUGGCUCAGCAGAACUUUUUGGAACAGUUACGGGCACUGGCCAUGCAGGCAGCAAUGGGGACACCCUUGACCACUGGCUGCAAGGCCCAGGCAA
Messenger RNA from Fukomys damarensis (Damara mole-rat), 2059 nucleotides. RefSeq names its product cysteine rich tail 1 (gene Cysrt1). The transcript is spliced from 2 exons. Bases 1445 to 1873 code for a protein of 142 amino acids. The record is from RefSeq and is a predicted model, not a curated record. NCBI's taxonomy places the organism in Eukaryota, Metazoa, Chordata, Mammalia, Rodentia, Bathyergidae.